This is a messenger RNA of Oncorhynchus kisutch (coho salmon), 2649 nucleotides long. RefSeq names its product neuropeptide Y receptor type 2. Gene Ontology annotation, cellular component: membrane. The record is from RefSeq and is a predicted model, not a curated record. Lineage: Eukaryota; Metazoa; Chordata; Actinopteri; Salmoniformes; Salmonidae. Gene Ontology annotation, biological process: G protein-coupled receptor signaling pathway. The transcript is spliced from 5 exons. Gene Ontology annotation, molecular function: neuropeptide Y receptor activity. The coding region runs from base 601 to 1995 and encodes 464 amino acids.
GGAUUUGCCUCGUGCGGUCCGUUCAGUCAGUCAGUCUCUCGCUCUCUCUGUUCAGCGCGGGCAAGUCAGUCUCUCGCUCUCUCUGUUCAGCGCGCGCAAGGAGGGUGAAUGGAUGUCACCGUGAAGCCUCGUGCGGGAAAAACACAUCUGUCUCGGUUUUAACUUGGAAUUAACAGAAUCAGAUCUCCAGGACUUUUAGGAUAUUUUUUCACAACCAAUUGAAAACGGACAGUUGGCCUAAAUGGACUUGACUAAAUCAAACUGAAUUGACAUGAAUAUGACGGUCAAUGUCUUUACGCUCUAGAACUGUUUCUGGGAACGGCUUCUGAUCUCUACCAGAAUAUAAGAGUUUGGCAAUAUCGUUGAUAACGACAAUGGCAAUAUAAAGCUAAAUUUAGUUCAUAGUGAUAAUAUAUACCAUGUUACUAGUAGAGCUAUAUUGGAUCGUUCUACUAUGGAUUGGAGGACUGGACUUGAGUGGAUUUGAGUGGAUUUGACGUCUGCCUGUGACAGAAGCAACGAGCCUCUCUCUCUCUACACAUUUCUGCGUGUGUGCCUCGGAUGGACAGGGGGUAGGACAUGUGACUAGUAGCCGGAAAAAUGGAUUACCUCUCUCCAGCCAACAUCUCCCAAGAUGCAUCCCUUCUCUUUUCCGACGCCGGUCCCCACGGCAACGACCUUUACCUCGGUUACCGUGACUACGACCCCGGCAUUGACGACCCCACCACGGAAGAUUCGUCACCCCUCCCGCCCCUCCCGCCCCUCUACGCAGACACCCCCCUCCUGGAUUUGGGAGACUUGGGGGGGUACGGUCCCGGGGUGGGGGGGUAUGGGGACAGCUCUCUGGCAGGACUGGGAGACAGUACUAAGCUAGUAGGGGUCCAGGUGGUUUUAAUCCUGGCCUACAGUACCAUUAUACUACUAGGAGUAGUGGGGAACUCUCUGGUCAUAUACGUGGUGUAUCGCUUCAAGACGCUGAGGACGGUGACUAACUUCUUCAUAGCUAACCUCGCUGUCGCUGACCUCCUGGUGAAUACAUUAUGUCUCCCCUUCACGUUGGUCUAUACUCUGCUCGGGGAGUGGAAGUUUGGCCAGCUGCUUUGUUUCCUGCUUCCCUAUGCACAGGGAUUGGCUGUCCACGUAUCCACGGUGACGCUCAACGUCAUAGCCCUCGAUAGACACAGGUGUAUAGUGUACCACCUGGAGACCAGGAUGAGAAAGGAUGUGUGUUUCGGGGUGAUUGCCGCCACAUGGGUACUGAGUGCGGUGCUGGCCAGUCCACUAGCUAUCUUCAGAGAGUAUGGUACCUUCAAUCUGGCUCCAGGACAGUUUAUACAGGUGUGUACAGAGAAGUGGCCGGGCAGCUCGACAGACGGGACAGUUUAUUCAAUCUCCAUGCUCCUCCUCCAAUACGUUCUCCCUCUAGCCGUCAUCUCCUUCGCCUACGCUCGUAUCUGGUCCAAACUCCGUUCCCACAUGUCCCCCGCAGGCCGCAACGACCGCCACCGCCGCCGACGCAAAACCACCAAGAUGCUGGUGACCGUGGUCGUGGUGUUCGCGGUCAGCUGGCUGCCGUUCCACGCUUUUCAAUUGGCCACGGAUAUCGACAGCUCCGUCUUGGACAUGAGGGAUUUUAGACUGCUGUACACGCUGUUCCACGUGGUGGCCAUGUGCUCAACGUUCGCUAACCCUCUGCUCUACGGGUGGAUGAACAGCAACUAUCGCACCGCCUUCACGACCGUGUUCCGCUGUGAGCAGAGAAUGGAUAGUGUGCAUCCGAAGGGAGGAAGAGAUGGAGGAGGAGGAGGAAGAGAUGGAGGAGGGAAGGAAGGAGAGGGGGUAGGGAAGGCAGGAGGUGAAGAAGAAGGAUUGAAAGAGGGAGGAGGAGGAGGAGGAGGAGGAGGAGGAGGAGGAGGAGGAGGAGGAGGAGGGACGAAGAUGGACCUAGAGGCCCAGGACGUUGUGACAAACCAUCUCAAUGCUACAGACCUCUGAAACAGAAGAUAGACAGUAGGAGAGAGAGAGUAGUAGAGAGAGAAGAAGAUGAAGAGGGAGUGAAGGAGAAAGGAGUGAAGGAGAAAGGAGUGAAGGUGAAAGGAGUGAAGGAGAAAGGAGUGAAGGAGAAAGGAGGGAAGAAGAAAGGAGUGAAGGAGAAAGGAGUGAAAGAGAAAGGAGUGAAGGAGAAAGGAGUGAAGGAGAAAGGAGUGAAGGAGAAAGGAGUGAAGGAGAAAGGAGUGAAGGAGAAAGGAGUGAAGGAGAAAGGAGUGAAGGAGAAAGGAGUGAAAGAGAAAGGAGUGAAGGAGAAAGGAGUGAAGGAGAAGGAGUGAAGGAGAAAGGAGUGAAGGAGAAAGGAGUGAAGGAGAAAGGAGUGAAGGAGAAAGGAGUGAAGGAGAAAGGAAAGAAAUAGAACGUAAGAGGGACGAGACUGAAGAGACUGAAGAGACUGAAGAGAGAAAAUCACUGAGAUGGGAGAAAGGAAAGGCUAGAGAGAAUAAUUGCAUCUGUGAAUGAACACCUAAGAUGAGAGUGAGCGAGAGACAGAGAUAGAGAGAUUAAACCACUGCUUCCGGAACACAUAAAUAAAGAGAAAAUGUCAGAGAUGGGAUGAAGCAAAAAAAAACAACAAAGAUGACAGAGAGAGAAAAAAAA